Cyanistes caeruleus (blue tit) is the source of this 2021-nucleotide messenger RNA. Lineage: Eukaryota; Metazoa; Chordata; Aves; Passeriformes; Paridae. The record is from RefSeq and is a predicted model, not a curated record.
AUGGAACCGGAGCUGGAGCUGCGGGAAGGAACCGGAGCUGGAGCUGCGGGAAGGAACCGGAGCUGGAGCUGCGGGAAGGAACCGGAGCUGGAGCUGGCUGCCUCCUGCCAGCUGCCGCAGGCCCGGGACUCGCCCGCUCACGUUGCGGAGGGGAAGGACCGUCCCUUCCCGGCCGCCGGGGCCCGCUGGAAGGAGCCCCCGGGCCCGCAGCCGCUGCCCGUCCCAGGGGUGCAGAUGGAUCCCUGUCCUGCCUCGGAGGACACGUGGCAGUGCGGAGUGGCAGCUGUAGUAUCGCUUACUGCAGGAUCUGGUAGUAAUCAGAAAGGUGAGGAGUUAGUGAAACCCAUGUUGUAUUUAUUGCCAGUUUACAGGGAGACAGAGGGCGGCCGGUGCCGCAAANAAGUGAGCUCCAUCAGCCGCAUCCUGCGGAGCAAGUUUGGGAAAGGCGAGGAAGAGGAGGCUGAGCUGGAAAGAAAAGAAGUGGAGGAAGGCGACAAGAAGGCCAAGCACAGCAUUGAUGGCAUCCUCAGCGAAAGAGCAUCAGCACCUCAGUCUGAUGAAGGCUCUGACAUUGAUUCUGAACCAGAUUUACCUUUAAAAAGAAAGCAGCGUCGCAGCAGGACAACCUUCACAGCAGAACAACUGGAAGAGCUGGAAAGAGCUUUUGAGAGGACACACUACCCUGACAUUUACACCAGGGAAGAACUUGCACAAAGAGCCAAACUCACAGAGGCUCGUGUCCAGGUCUGGUUUAGUAAUCGUCGUGCCAGAUGGAGGAAACAGGCAGGAGCCAACCAACUGAUGGCUUUCAACCAUCUGAUCCCUGGAGGAUUCCCACCCAGUGCCAUGCCGACUUUGCCGACGUACCAGCUCUCUGAGCCCUCCUACCAACCCACCUCCAUACCGCAAGCUGUGUCUGAUCCAAGCAGUACCGUCCAUAGACCUCAGCCUCUCCCUCCAAGCACUGUACACCAAAGCAGCCUCCCUUCGAACCCAGAGAGCAGCUCUGCCUAUUGCCUCCCCAGCAGCAGGCAUGGAUUUUCCAGCUAUACAGACAGCUUUGUGCCUCCGUCCGGGCCCUCCAAUCCCAUGAACCCUGCCAUUGGCAAUGGCCUCUCACCUCAGGUAAUGGGACUCUUGACUAACCACGGUGGCGUGCCUCACCAGCCCCAAACUGAUUAUGCCCUGUCCCCUCUAACUGGGGGCCUGGAGCCCACCACCACUGUGUCAGCCAGCUGCAGCCAGAGGUUAGAUCACAUGAAGAGCUUAGACAGCCUGCCUACAUCCCAGUCCUACUGCCCGCCGACCUACAGCACCACGGGAUACAGCAUGGACCCCGUCACGGGCUACCAGUACGGCCAGUACGGCCAAAGUGCCUUUCAUUAUCUGAAGCCAGAUAUUGCGUAAAUGAACUGUCCACUUCAAGUUAAAGCUUGUCUCGUUUUCCGGUCUCACUCCAAGGUUUGGAUAUGAGGGAUCUUCUCAACACAGUGCAGCCUAAACUGGGGCAGUCCCACUGAGAGAAACAUGCUUGUUAUGUUCUCUCCAGUCAUAGCUUUUAGUAGACUUUUGAAGGCUGCACAGAGCUAUACAGAAGACAAAGGCCAAAAGCAAUAAUGAAUAAAUGUGACAUGCUUCAUUAUGAGUGGGUAUACAAAACAGAGCAGUAUUUAACAUCACAACCUGGCAAACAUUCCAUUUUUUUGUUGUUGAAAUUAAUGUGCAUUGAUUGGGACAAAUGGAACAUUUUGAAACUAAAGACUUAGAGCAGUUGAGCUCUGCAUACUCUGACUCAUCUGACAUCCAGUGCUGACUUUAGUCUAACUAUAAAACAGCUCAGUUUCUGAAGCAAGGUUGGGAGAGCCUCUCACUGUACACACUGGAAAUUGUCAUCAAGAGGAAACGUCACAGUCCCUAGGAAGCUGGAUAAGAGUGAAAGACUUCCUGAGCAACUCGUUGGUUACCUUACCAUGCUUUUGUAAUCACCUUGUCAAUAAAUGUCACUCACAGGUUCUGCUUUA